Molecule: messenger RNA, 363 nt
Organism: Sparassis crispa
Lineage: Eukaryota; Fungi; Basidiomycota; Agaricomycetes; Polyporales; Sparassidaceae
Exons: 1
Coding region: 1-363 (120 amino acids)
Source: RefSeq, a predicted model, not a curated record
AUGUCCAACCACUCAGCUACAGCCCUCACGGCGUCUGACCUCAAUGAAGAAGACAUUCAGGUACAUCUGGAGAACCUCGCUGAGGGCGAGGUGUACGUAGAGCGCCACCCGUCUUCUGAACGAGUAGCUCAGGUCUUCAGAUCCUUGGAAGACGUCUCCCAGACUAGGUCAUUGCGCGCCCUCUUGACCCCUUCAAGCUUCAAGACUCGAUUGAAAUUUGAACGGACAGAGCUGUUCGUUCGCGCUGAUGCUAUGGAUCCUGACAUCAACGCCCGUCAACGCGCGGACACGACGACACCGUCUCAUCUCAUGGAGGUAAGCUUCGCGACGCCAAGCUCUCGCCAUUGCAUUUGCGGGACUUAA